AGAGAUAGAGAUCAAAGAGGGAGGAAUCACAACAAUCAAGACCUUGAACCUCUUUUACUAUCGGUCCAAUGUUGUCACAGACUUCAGAUGCAUUUCUUGGGAGUGGACAGAAAUCAAUAUUCGCACUGCAAUGUAAUUGAGCAUCUGAAAUAAAUUGCAGAUUUCACUUUUUUGAGCAGGAGAACUGUUUUGGCUGUUUCAAGCAUGUAGAACUCAUUCUCAACGUACCAAGGGCUUUCUGUUCAAACAGGGACUAGAUAAAUUUUCCAUCAAGACUCAAACAUGUCUCGCCUCUUGAACCUCAAAGAAACCUUUAGAAGCAUAAAAUCCUCAAACUUUAAACAUCCAAAGAUUCUAGCCGGUGUCGCUAUCACAGCUGUGCUGGCGUAUGGCGCCAAAGAUCAUGUGCAAUAUGCAACCUCAGUAUUAAGAAGCAUUGUGGAGGAGCUCAUGUCCAAACCCAUUGACAAGCAUGGGGGGACCAAAGCCAAAAAAGGAAGCGUUGUCAUUAUGGAUACUUUGAUUGCUAAGGAACAGUCGUCACAUUCACUCAAUGCUGAAUUCAACCGCAGAUUAAUACGACUCAUUAAGAUAAUCAUGCCAGGAGUAUUUACCAAAGAAUGCGGACUUCUCGUACUGCACACCAUGACCCUAGUGUGUAGAACUUUUCUCUCCAUAUACGUUGCCCAUCUUGAGGGUAACAUGGUUAAGGCUAUCGUCAAUAAGAACAUGAUCCAGUUCCUUUUCUACAUUCUGAAGUGGCUGGUCGUUGCCGUCCCUGCGACUUUCGUCAAUAGUGCAAUUCGAUUCUUGGAGAGUAAUCUAUCUCUAGCCUUCCGUUCUCGACUCGUCACUCACUGCUACAAGCUGUACUUCAAGAACCAGACCUACUACCGGGUUGGUAACAUGGACACUCGUCUUGUUAACCCAGAUCAGAAUCUGACGGAGGACGUCAGCACAUUCUGUGAAUCAGUCGCGCAUCUCUACUCUCAGCUCAGCAAGCCCUUACUUGACAUCCUCUUGAUGUGCUACACCUUGGUAGGUUUGGCGACCAAGAACAACUCAGGAACCAGUUUCUCCACCUUAAUCGGCAGCCUGACCUUCAUAGCCACGGCCAAGAUCCUACGGGCUGCGUCGCCGAAGUUUGGGCGCUUGGUGUCCGGGGAGGCAGAGCGGAAGGGCAACUUGCGGUUUGUGCACUCGAGAGUCAUUGCAAAUGCAGAGGAGAUCGCAUUCUAUGAGGGACAUGAGGUAGAGCAUGAGCAGUUGAAGCACAGUUACGAUUCCCUCAGGGAGCAGAUGAGUAUGAUAUACCGCCAGCGUCUCUGGUACGUGAUGCUGGAGCAGUUCUUACUCAAAUAUACCUGGAGUGCAAAUGGCCUGGCCAUGGUCGCUAUUCCCAUUAUCACUGCUAAGAAUCUUACGGUUGGUCCAGAUGGAAAACCAUUUUCAGAGAGUCAGUCGGUGAGUCUACGCACCCAGAGCUUCAUUACAGCUAAGAGCUUACUGCUGAGCCUGGCCGAUGCCAUGGAAAGAGUGAUGUCUUCCUAUAAAGAGAUAACUGCACUUGCCGGUUACACAUCUCGUGUUUCUGAGUUACUUACCGUCUUUGAAGAUGUCAGCAAUGGUCACUAUGUAAGGGCCAGGGUGGUGAAAGGGGAAAGUAAGGGCACCAAGAGUGUGGCACAUCUUGAGGGUCCACUGGAGGUUGCAGGUGAUGUGACAGAAACAGACUCGGCUCUGAUUAUUGCAAAAGACUUGCCAAUCAUUACCCCCAACAGGGAUGUAGUGGUCAGCUCUCUGUCACUAAAGGUGACCGAGGGAAUGCACCUCCUAAUAACAGGUCCAAAUGGCUGUGGUAAAAGCUCCCUGUUCAGGAUCCUGUGUGGGCUCUGGCCAGCAUACAACGGCCAACUUGUGAAGCCCAACCCCAAAGAAAUGCUCUUCAUUCCACAAAGACCAUAUAUGUCGCUGGGCACACUGAGAGACCAAGUGAUCUACCCUGACAGGCACAAAGACAUGUUAAGAAAGGGGAUAACAGACAAGGAGUUAGAGAAAAUCCUGGACAUUGUUAACCUGUAUCCGAUUGUCAGUAGAGAAGGAGGUUGGGAUGCCACCAGAGAUUGGAAGGAUGUCCUCUCAGGGGGUGAAAAACAGAGAAUGGGAAUGGCAAGACUCUUCUAUCAACAGCCUAAAUUUGCUCUUUUGGAUGAGUGCACAAGUGCAGUGAGUAUUGAUGUUGAAGGCAAGAUCUUCCAGCGAGCUAAAGAUGCAGGAAUCAUUAUGCUGACCAUCACCCAUCGGCCAUCACUAUGGAAGUUUCACACUCACCUGUUACAAUUUGACGGGGAAGGAGGUUGGCGUCUUGAUGAGCUCAACAUCACCAAGCGGUUGUCUCUUAACGAGGAGAAACAGCGUCUUGAGACCCAGCUUGCUGGAGUGCCUGGCAUGCAGGAGAGACUUGAUGAACUCUGCGAAAUUCUCGGGGAGGAUUCUGUUCAUCGGACCCAAAAGAUGUUGGAGCAGUCGGACGCUUCAACCGGGGAUGAGGAACCUGAUAUAACUGGCACAGAGAGUGAUCAGUAGAUGACCAAAGUAUUCUAGUUCAAACAGAAGUAUAACAAAGUUUCUCUGGGAAAUCUGUUUCCUGAGAAACCAGGGCCUAAUUUCUGGCUCUGUUUACCGCAAAGCAAAGAAUCGCUGCUUACAUAAGCAGGGAAAACAGGGAAUUUUCGCUUUUAUGUAAAGCGUAUUUCACAGGUUAACGGGGAAUUUUUGCAUGUGCAUGUGCGUACUCCAUGUUACUAGGCAUUCUUCGCUUACACAGCAAUUUGGCGCUGCACAGUAAGCGAAGAAUUGUGAUCGUAGCGCAGAAUUCUGUGGUAUGCAGAGCCAAAAAUUGUUGCCCUGGACAAAAGAAAGAAAAGUGCAAUGGGUCAAUUGACUCUAAGCCUUUAUGUACAUGGACCAUAGUUCUGGAUGUAAAAGGAUGUUUGGAACCAGACAUUCUAGAUUGGUCAGUGGCAACCUCGCUACCAUGGGCAGUGCGCCGUAUCAGGCUAGCUCUGUGUACGUCUCUAACCCCUGGGAGGGAAACUCCGAUCCUUGUCUUAGAUUGGCUAUCAUAUACACGCAAAAUUUGAAACGCUGUGCGUCUCCAAAAAGCUCUAAGCGCCGAAACGCGUACGUAAUAAAGAUGUACGUUUUCACUUUUUUAGUCACGUAACACUGAACGCCAAGGCAAGUUUAUGACUUUUAUUACACACAGCGCAUCCAGAGUGUGCGCGACUAGAGCCCAACACAGAACGGAUCAACCACAGGACUAAUCGUAGUACCCCUCAUAUUUGGAUAUUUUGGAGUUACACUUCC
This is a messenger RNA of Asterias rubens (European starfish), 3369 nucleotides long. Its product is annotated as ATP-binding cassette sub-family D member 2-like. Gene Ontology annotation, cellular component: peroxisomal membrane. Gene Ontology annotation, biological process: very long-chain fatty acid catabolic process; peroxisome organization; fatty acid beta-oxidation. The transcript has 11 exons. Bases 283 to 2586 code for a protein of 767 amino acids. The record is from RefSeq and is a predicted model, not a curated record. Lineage: Eukaryota; Metazoa; Echinodermata; Asteroidea; Forcipulatida; Asteriidae. Gene Ontology annotation, molecular function: ABC-type transporter activity; ATP binding; ATP hydrolysis activity.